UAUAAAUCCAACCCUAGAAACAUCACUUACAGCACAAAAGCCUCUCCUUUUUGGCAUACAGUAUUUGCGGCAUAACACCUUCAAAAUCUUCACCUCUUAUCUAUCUAUCACCAAUAUUCUCAGCCGCCUUCUCAUCGGAAAUCUGACGUCAUUCAUGGCCGCCAGCACCGCUGUCAUCUUCCACCUUUUCCAGCAAGCUUUUUCGACUUCCAUUAUUAUUAUUGUUCCCACAAUUUCAACCAUUCACUAAAAGAACAAAAAAGAGAAAAAGAUUAAAUCUUUAUCUUUAUCUUACUCCGUUUCUUGAUAGUUUUUAUCAUACAUUCUGUGUGUGGGUUUGAUAGAAGAUACUGAAAAAGAAAUUGAGAGAUGGGUAUUUUAAGUAGUUAUAGUGUUUGCUUGAAACAGUCUGCUCUUCAGCUUCAGCUUCCCCAUUCUGUUUCAACUGAUUUCUAUAAGAGGAGGAGUGGUAAAUGGAGAUCUCCACAAGCUGCUGUAAUACCCAAUUUUCAUCUUCCUAUGCGUAGUUUUGAGGUCAAAAAUAGGACAUCAUCAGAGGAUAUAAAAUCUCUUAGAUUGAUAACAGCCAUCAAAACCCCAUAUUUACCUGAUGGUAGAUUUGAUCUUGAAGCAUAUGACGCCUUGUUGAAUAUGCAAAUUGUUAAUGGUGCUGAAGGUGUGAUUGUUGGUGGCACAACUGGUGAAGGUCAGUUGAUGAGCUGGGAUGAACACAUAAUGCUUAUUGGCCAUACAGUUAACUGCUUUGGUGGUUCAAUCAAGGUCAUUGGAAACACUGGAAGCAACUCUACAAGGGAAGCAAUUCAUGCCACAGAGCAAGGCUUUGCUGUUGGUAUGCAUGCUGCUCUUCACAUCAAUCCUUAUUAUGGUAAAACCUCUUUGGAGGGUUUGGUUUCUCACUUUGAUAGUGUUUUACCUAUGGGCCCCACUAUUAUUUAUAAUGUCCCAUCCAGAACUGGCCAAGAUAUCCCCCCAUGUGUGAUUCACACUAUAGCACAGAGUCCGAACUUGGCAGGUGUGAAGGAAUGUGUUGGUAAUGAUCGGGUGGAAGAAUACACAGAGAAAGGAAUUGUGGUGUGGAGUGGGAAUGAUGAUCAGUGCCAUGAUUCUAGGUGGAACCAUGGAGCUACUGGAGUAAUAUCUGUUACUAGCAACUUGGUCCCGGGCUUAAUGCGACAACUUAUGUUUGAGGGGAAGAACCCUGCACUGAAUUCAAAACUUUUGCCUCUCAUAGAUUGGCUGUUUCAGGAGCCCAACCCUAUUGGAUUGAACACAGCUCUUGCACAACUUGGAGUCGUGAGACCAGUUUUCAGGCUACCAUAUGUACCUCUUCCUCUGGCACAGAGGGUAGAGUUUGUGAAUUUAGUGAAGGCAAUAGGGCGUGAGAAUUUUGUAGGAGAAAAAGAUGUUCGAGUUCUGGACGAUGACGACUUCAUAUUGAUAGGUCGGUAUUAAUCAGGUUGUGUUGUUUAGGACGACCUUUAGAUCGAGUUCAAUGACUAGUUUGUUUCUUAAAUUUCAGUUACAAAUAAGGCUUCUUUCUUUAUAGUUGAUACCUUGUUAAAUAUGGAUGAAAAUGUAGUGCUUGACUGAUGGGAUUGUGCUAAAUGCAGUGCGCUUUUAAUAUUCAAAAAAUCUCAAUUCAGGUUUC
This is a messenger RNA of Ricinus communis (castor bean), 1669 nucleotides long. Its product is annotated as 4-hydroxy-tetrahydrodipicolinate synthase, chloroplastic. The transcript is spliced from 3 exons. The record is from RefSeq and is a predicted model, not a curated record. Gene Ontology annotation, molecular function: 4-hydroxy-tetrahydrodipicolinate synthase activity. Bases 370 to 1473 code for a protein of 367 amino acids. Lineage: Eukaryota; Viridiplantae; Streptophyta; Magnoliopsida; Malpighiales; Euphorbiaceae.